GUUGGUGGUGGCGCUGUUGUGUCACAGAGAGUUGGGACAUGGAGUGUGUCAGUGUGUGAGUAAGUGUGUGUGUGGUGGAGACAUGUUUGAGUAAGAAACCUGCACAACUUUCCAAGACGUACACCUUCGAACCCCCGGCGCUGAAGAUGGGACAGUGCGGCAUCACCUCCUCGAAGACGGUGCUUGUGUUCCUCAACCUGAUUUUCUGGGCCGCUGCUGGCGUCCUGUGCUACGUUGGAGCCUACGUCUUCAUCACGUACGACGACUACGAUCACUUCUUCGAGGAUGUGUACACUUUCAUCCCAGCCGUGGUGAUCAUUGCAGUUGGAGCCCUCCUCUUCAUUAUAGGACUCAUUGGAUGCUGCGCGACAGUGAGAGAGAGCUACUGUGGACUCACAGCGUUUGUGAUUAUUCUCCUGCUGGUUUUCGUGACGGAAGUGGCAGUGGUGGUUCUAGGAUACAUUUACAGGGCGAAGGUUGAAAGUGAAGUCAAUAGCACUAUCAAGAAAGUGUAUGACGAGUACAAUGGCACCAAUAGCAAUGCUCAGAGCCGUGCCAUCGACUAUGUGCAGAGACAGCUCCAGUGCUGUGGAAUCCAUAAUUACUCUGACUGGCAGUAUACACACUGGUAUGAAGAAUCCAAAAACAACAGCGUACCCAUCAGUUGCUGUAGAGCCAACAUUGGAAGCUGCACGGGGUCCCUAACUCAUCCGGAAGAUCUCUACCAAGAAGGCUGUGAGGCUCUGGUUGUGAAAAAGCUGAAGGAGAUCAUGAUGUAUAUCAUCUGGACCGCACUGACAUUUGCUGCCAUCCAGAUGCUAGGGAUGCUGUGCACAUGUGUGGUGCUAUGCCGCAGGAGCAGAGAUCCUGCUUACGAGCUUCUAAUCACUGGGGGCACCUACGCAUAAAGGAGAACACAUUCAAUACCAUAACACACUCUCAGAAAUGUCUUCAGAGAGAGCAUGAAAAAAUCCCCACACUAACAGCACUUAAGUUACUCACUAUACCUUGCCUGUUUUUUGAUCGACAAAAAAAAAAAGAAGCGUUUGACCAAAGUCUGUAACGGUCAAUGAGAUGCAGAAAGCCAUCUUUGUUUCUGACGAUGGCAUCAGGGCGUUAAUCAUCAUUCUUACCAAACUUUAAACUCUAAUUCAUCUACGGAGUAAGAUAUGAACAGGGUCAUUUCUUCAUAUGUUAGUUUGCACUAUGUGUAUGGCUUUGAAAUAUUUUGUAUUUAAACUUAUGUACUUGAAUGAAAGAAGAGUAUAUAAUUUCACCCUGUACCUCCACUACUACUACUACUAUUACUACUGCUUCUACUAGGCCUCUUACACUACUACUAUUACGUUCAGUUCUAGUUAUGACUUCUAGUUUCACCAGCAGUAUUCUAUCACUCCACUAGGUCAGUGGUAAAGCAUUAAAUGUCACUGGUGUGGGAUUGACUGAUCUUUCUUUCAAGAAUCAAACCUUGUAAUCACUUUUAUUUUGUGGGAUAUUUAAAGUAGUCAUAGUGGAGACUAAAUCGAUUUUGUCCUGUUUAGCUGUUUUGUUUGUCUCUGUUCCAACAAUCUACUGGAGAUAGUUUUAGAAUUUGAUUUGCUGAUUAUAUAGGACCCGAGAAUGUAAAUAAAAUGUGAGGGGAAAGUUUGAAAUGAAA
Molecule: messenger RNA, 1657 nt
Organism: Hippoglossus stenolepis (Pacific halibut)
Lineage: Eukaryota; Metazoa; Chordata; Actinopteri; Pleuronectiformes; Pleuronectidae
Gene: tspan3a
Product: tetraspanin 3a
Exons: 7
Coding region: 147-908 (253 amino acids)
Biological process (GO): regulation of vascular endothelial growth factor signaling pathway; protein localization to plasma membrane; protein maturation
Cellular component (GO): membrane
Source: RefSeq, a predicted model, not a curated record